UUGUAAUCCAAAUUAAUUACAUAUAAAACAAGAAUAAUGAAAUUUUGAACAAGUUUCUAUUCCAGAAUCAUAAUAAGAAUCUAAACAAUUACAAGUAAACAUCAAUUAAUUCAACAACCUAUUUAAUAUUAUUGAAAAUGAAUCACAUUUGGUAGAAAUAUAGCUGCGCUGAGAACAUGAAUAAUGGCAUUCUUUUAAUAAUAUUAUUAAUCUAAUUACUUUAACAAAUGGAAUUUUAUCCAUCGUCAAAAAUAUCCUUUUUAACAUUAACAUUGCGAAUUAAUCAAAGUUCUAAAUGUGUUCGGAGAACAACUUAAACAAUUAAUAUCUAAUCCUGUAUUACAUUUAUUUAAUAGUACUUUAGCAUUCUACUUUACCUUAAAUUAAAUUAGUACUGAUGGCAGCUCCGUUUAAUUUUGUUUGGCAUAAAAAUACAUUUCCUUAUAAGUAUUUAUAUGGUUUACUAGAAGUGUAAUUAUUAGCAGAAUUUUUACAAUUCAAACAAUUGGCACUGCAUACUAAAGGAUUAUUUUAAUGUAUACUUUGAUAUUCAGGCUAUCCAACAUCAAAAUAUUUACUCAGACAUAAACAGAAUCCUGAA
This is a messenger RNA of Paramecium primaurelia, 601 nucleotides long. Lineage: Eukaryota; Ciliophora; Oligohymenophorea; Peniculida; Parameciidae. The record is from the annotation of a GenBank genome assembly.